This is a messenger RNA of Haemonchus placei, 519 nucleotides long. The record is from the annotation of a GenBank genome assembly. Lineage: Eukaryota; Metazoa; Nematoda; Chromadorea; Rhabditida; Trichostrongylidae.
AUGCAUCUUGAGUUGGCAGCCCAGUCCGGCUACCUUCUACCAGCUGGUACUAGUCAUGUUAACAUUGCAAUGAUAGCCGGUGUGGCGAUCUUCUUCGCCGUUAUGGCCGUCGGAUUCGGCAAGCAAACACCAAACGAGAAGCUGAAGGAGUGCUGUGCCACACUGCACGAAGCUGACCAGGAAUGCGUCAGCAAAUUCUGUGAUUUCAACGCUAUCUCUCAAACCAACAUCCUCAGCUUCUUGUCAAAAUGUUCUGAGAGAGGACCAACUGUCGGAAACAUGUGGGACUGCGUCUCCUUGCGUCACGACCAUACUAAAUGCUGUCAGGCAAAAGGAGUUGAAGGCAAAUGUCUGGAAUACUGCUCGGCUCAUGAUGGCGUUCCAACCAACUACCUCGACUAUUUGUUCUGUGUUGAAUCGUUCAACGAAAUCAGGGAUUGCUUCGUGGAGCACAUUGAAAAGAACCCUCCAUUCAAAAAGAAGGGAGGAAAAGGAGGAAAGGGAGGCAAGGGAAAGUAA